AGACACGGACAAAAAGGAAAAAAUACGACCACAUUAUAAAAAUGUCGAGGUUUUUUUUUUCCACACAGAUGAACAUUUUUGUCUUUUCACGGUUCUUUUUUCUUUUUAUUGGUAUCCUUCCAUUUUCUAACGCGGUGCGGUAGUUCCGCUCUCUCCUUGUCUCUUUUUUUUUUAUCUUUGCAAAACGCUGGCUUCAGCUUUUUUUUUUUAGACGAUGAACAAGCCAUUUUUCAACUUGAAAAAAGAUCCCGCUAAGAAUAUAUCCAAAUCAAAUAAUAAUCCAACUUCCGAGAAUUUAAGCAAGUUCAAAGGGAUCAAAUCGGGCUUGACGCUCUUUCGUAAAUUACGCAGCACACUCAGAGUUUUCACUCAUCACCACGAACCUCAUCACCGAACGCUGUGGCAGUGGUGCCAUCAUCACAAGAAUGGAGACACACCACGUCGUUCAGUUUUGCCACAAACCUUAUCCCGUUUUCGUAGCCUGGACGAUAUAAACAUCUCGACCCACUCGAAACCAUCCGAUCAAACCAAUUUCUAUCCUGAAGACGAACCGUAUCGUCGGUUGCGAGCCUCCCGAUCCCAAACCAAAUCCAUAAAACUCCGACGGUCCCUCAGCCGGGAACAGCUUCACCAUGCCUACACUAUCCCCCACAACGGCUAUGGUCGAAAAGCAGACCAACCACUCACCAGUAUUCUCAUCAAACCAUACGGCUCCUCUACCCACACUGUACAUCCUGCUUCAUCUUGCUCCACUUCAUCGGCGUCGGCUGGACCUGCUUCGGAGCGUAUAUCCAUUGGCUCGCUAUCAUCCAGAAAGCCAUCUGACCACAAACGACAAAACUCUCACUUGUCGUCGUAUGUGUUAGCUUCCAAUAUCACGACACAUUCGGAGGAUCUCACUGCCAAGGAAUUUGCCGACAUAGCGGGGAUCAAGAUUUUGCCUGAAGAUGAAUUCGACGACGACGCUGUCAUGUAUACAGCUUCCUCUUUUCUUCCCUUUCCGUACCAUCAUCGUGAAGAAACUGUCAAUAUGUCGCUUUAUACCCAAUCGUCCAUGUAUAGUCAUGGCGACACGCUGCGGCGGCUACAGAUUUGGGAUCCUGAAUUUUGGAUCAAUCCGGACUCUGGCCAGUCAGCGUCCAGUGUCGGGACCAGUUCCCAAGGUCACAUUCGUGCUGCAGAUCAUGUCACCAAACAUCACGAUUCUGGCCUGGAGUUAUUACCUGUAUCGCAUGACCUUCGUCGAGUCAAGACAGUUCCCGACGAAGACCCUUACCACCGUCUAGGAUUGCAGCGCGCUUCAACGACCAUGGCCCGCAACCACGUUAUUAAGAAAGGUCGUUUUGAAAUUCACCUGGAAACCACCAACAGCAUCCCCGACAUCCAUCACCGUUGUGCUUACACAGAGACGCUUGUGGAUCGAAAACGAAGUCAUACCGUUUACCCAUCUGCGCCACUAGCAGCGGUAUUGCCUAGUUCGGCAUCGGAAGCAUGACCCAACUUGACAACGUAGGCCCACUUUUCCCUCGGAUGAUUUUUUUUAUCUUCAUUGUAACAUAUUGUAUGUAUUUUUGAUUCAUAACCAUCAAAAUGUAUAUUUCUUAAACAGAGAAAAAGAAUAUUUAUUAUUUAUUUACUGAUCUGUCUGACUCGGAAGACAUAGAGCAG
Messenger RNA from Radiomyces spectabilis, 1668 nucleotides. RefSeq lists its product as uncharacterized. Bases 215 to 1495 code for a protein of 426 amino acids. The record is from RefSeq and is a predicted model, not a curated record. NCBI's taxonomy places the organism in Eukaryota, Fungi, Mucoromycota, Mucoromycetes, Mucorales, Radiomycetaceae. The transcript has a single exon.